Hydra vulgaris (swiftwater hydra) is the source of this 1414-nucleotide messenger RNA. Lineage: Eukaryota; Metazoa; Cnidaria; Hydrozoa; Anthoathecata; Hydridae. The record is from RefSeq and is a predicted model, not a curated record.
UAGGUUUAGAAAAUUAAAAAUGUUUGCAGAAAAUGCUUUUGAAGAUGCAUUAAACGAAUUAGACAACCCAAUACUUGAAAACUAUGAACUUUUUGUUCAAUUUUCGGAUGUAAAAAUAUAUCGAAAAAUCGAAGAGAGUUCUGGAUUGUAUGAAUACAAGGUGAUAGGGAUUAUAAAUUGCGACACAGAAACUUGUCAAAAAGUUUAUAUGGAUCUAGAGUAUCGUAAGCAUUGGGAUACUUAUGUCAAAGAACUUCAAGAAAUAUGUUGUAAUGACUUUUCAGUAAUAUACUGGAAUGUCAACUUUCCUUUUCCACUUGCUAAUAGAGAUUAUACAUUUAUUCGGGAGUGCAAAAGAGUUGAUAUUGGUGAAAAGCAAACAUGGAUAAUAUUGGCACAAAGUUAUGAAACAGAAUCAAUUCCACCUAAACCUAAAAUUGUUAGAGUUGAAAAUUAUCGUCAAUUUCUUAUUAUUCAAGAACAUGAAUCUAAAACUAGAGUUUUUAUGCAUUAUUUUGACAAUCCUGGUGGAUCUAUACCAACUUGGCUCAUAAACUGGGCAGCAAAGGUAUUUUUAAAAACUGGAAAAGGUGUUCCUUCAUUUCUAUCAGAUAUGGAAAAAGCAUGUCAUGGUUAUAAGCAAUACUUAUCAAAUAAAGACAAAUAACCAUAAGAUAAAAAGAAAUAAGUUUUUUAGUUUUAACAGUCAGUCAGUUAGUUUUGUUAACUUAUUUGAUUGCUUUUGUUUUGAAAUAUAUAAUUGGCUUAUAUACUUCAAUUUCAAAAAAAAAAAGCAUUUAUAUAUUUUACAAUGUUUGAUAUUUUGCUGCAUUUUUUUAGUUUCACUGCUUAUGUAUUUUUAACUGCGUUUGUAUAAUUCACAACAUUUUUAUAAUUCACUGUAUUUGUGUAUUUUUAAAGUUAUUUGUAUAUUUCACAGUAUUUGUAUAUUUCACUGUAUUUGUAUAUUUCACUAUUAUACUUUUUAAUAUAAUAUAUAUAAAUUUUUUUAAUAAUCAGGUGUACAAUAAGUCUAAAUAUCUAUGAUAUAUUUUAAAAUAUGUAGAAAUAUUUAUUUUAAAUGUUUGUUUUAGAAUUUUAAAUUUAAUUUAAAUAUUGAAUGGCAAUAAUAUUCUUUUUGUUUUCUAAAUGCUUUUUUUUUUAUACCUAAUAAAACUUUUUAUAUAACUGAGUUUUUAAAUAAUUUUUACGAUGAAGGUUCUAAGUUCUUAUCUAAAAGUUAAAUUAAUAAAAACAAUAAAAAUUAAAUAAAAAUCUGACUGUGAAAUUGUGUUUUUGUAGAUUAAGUAAAAUUGAAUUAAGAUUAAAUAAUUGUUAUUGAGAAAUAGAAUAAUGUUUGUUUAGCAAUAUCUGUUAUCCCUAUUUUUAAAAAUUUUAGAGAGCGAUCUGAUUU